AUAUAUUUUUAAUAUUUAAAUAAAAUAGAGCAACUAUUAUAUUUAAAAAUUUAUAAUACUGUUUAAUAAUUCAACUAUAAUUUGUGGUUUUUUGUAUAAACCCGCACAAACCAAACACUGUUAGUGUAUAAACUGAAACAAAUCAAAUUAAAUAUGGAAUCUACUUUUUAUAAAUCCGGAUCAAACAGCUCUAGAAAUGAGUUAAUUUCGUAAUUUCAUUCAAUAUCCCGACAGGGAUAUCGUUGACUUGUCUAUUAUAAAAGUUGGUCGGUAGCUAAUGUGUUUAAUUGUGUCAGAUUGUCCAAAUUUUGUUAUUUAAUUAACCGGUAAUCUGGUAAACUGAUUAUGUGGUAGGAUUGAUUAGUCAAUGGGACGUCUAAUUAAAUCCAUUUGACGUUUGAUUCUAUAUAUCAAUUAUUCUUUUGAAAUUGGGGGUUAAGAGGGGUCAGACGGACCUCUCUCAGUUAACUCUUGGCAUCUCUGUAACAUUAGUAUUUAUCAUAUUUACAUAUAUGAAAAAUUAGUAUGUAUGAUAUUAACUGCCAUGAUAUGUAUAUUCCCAUUAGAAAAAUUCAAACAUACAAAUCCAAUGUAUUAUUCAGUGUAUGAAUACCUGACUACCUGUACAGAAUGUGAAACCCUGUUUUAAAUAAGAAGACACGUUCCAAGGGAAUAUGAUUGAAAACCGUAAUUUAUUGAUGGUCAACAAACUAAAAAUAUAUAAACCACCAAACAAUAGAUCAAGAAUGAAUAUCAAGAAUCACCGGAGCAAGAAUGGCAGGAGGAGGAACGUCCUUAGAGUACACACCAACAUGGGUGGUGGCUCUCGUCUGCUCCGUGAUUGUCUCCAUCUCUUUCGCCGUCGAGCGUGGCCUCCACCGUGCCGGAAAGCACUUUGAUAAGAACAAUCAGAAGCAGCUUUCCGGGGCCUUACAGAAAGUCAAAGAAGAACUUAUGCUGCUAGGGUUCAUAUCGUUACUGCUAUCAGUAAGCCAGUCUAGAAUAGCAAAGAUUUGCAUAUCAAAGGAGUUAAGUGAAAAGCUUCUCCCUUGUAAGAAACCAAAAGAAGACAAGUCCCUCAAUGACAACUCUCAUUUCCAGCUCAGCUUCACCGGCCGACAUCUCCUUGCCGGAGACUCCGGCGCAGGCGACUACUGCUCCCAAAAGGGAAAGGCUCCAUUAAUGUCAAUAUCAGCUCUGCAUGAGCUUCAUAUAUUCAUCUUCGUGUUAGCUAUUGCUCACAUUAUUUUCUGCCUCUUGACCAUUCUUUUUGGUACCAUGAAGAUAAUGCAAUGGCGAAAAUGGGAGGAUAAAGUUUUGGAAAAAGACUACAACGCAGACGAAGUGAUCCAGAAGAAAUAUACAGCGGUUCGAGAACACGACUUCAUCAGGGGACGGUUUCUCGGAGUUGGAAAAGCUGAUGCUUGCUUUGGAUGGGUGCAUUCCUUUAUGAAGCAGUUUCUUGCAUCAGUCAAUGAAUCAGAUUACAUCACAAUGAGGCUAGGGUUCGUCACGACUCAUUGCAAGACCAAUCCAAAGUUCAAUUUCCACAAGUAUCUCAUACGUGCCCUAAAUUCAGAUUUCAAGAAAGUUGUUGGUAUCAGUUGGUACCUUUGGGUGUUUGUGGUUCUCUUCUUGCUUCUAAACAUUGCUGCAUGGCAUGUUUACUUCUGGCUAGCUUUUCUUCCUUUGAUUCUUUUGCUUGCUGUGGGGAUGAAGCUGGAGCAUAUCAUCACAGAUUUGGCUCAUGAAGUUGCAGAGAAACAUAUUGCUGUAGAGGGAGACUUGGUUGUGAGACCAUCAGAUGAUUUAUUCUGGUUUAAAAGUCCCCGGCUAGUUCUCUUCUUGAUCCAUUUCAUUCUCUUCCAAAACUCAUUCGAGUUAGCAUUCAUCUUCUUUAUCUUUGCUCAAUAUGGUUUUGAUUCUUGCAUCAUGGGACAAGUCAAGUUCAUAAUUCCAAGACUUGUCAUUGGGGUAUUGGUUCAGCUUCUCUGUAGUUACAGUACCUUACCACUCUAUGCCCUAGUUGCUCAGAUGGGAAGUUCGUUCAAAGGCGCAAUAUUCACUGAUCAGGCGCAGCAACAGAUUGCUGGAUGGGCAAAGUCAGCAAAGAUGGCUAAAAAGAAAGGCUCGACUCACGCAGGUUCCAGUCAUGGUGGCAGUCCAAACCCUAUAGCCACUCCUUCACCGAAGUCUAUACAGUUGCAGUCGCUUCUAGUAAAAGGCUCCUCUCAACAAAGUCACCUCUCUGAGAAGAAACCUGAGAUUGUUGAGGAAAAAUAACUCUUUACACAGUUAUACAUCCUAAACAAAAGAGCUUUUCCAUUAGAUUCUGUUUUCAGACCAAAAAAAAAACACUUCAUUGGCUUUGUGUAAUAUACAAAACUGAUUUUAACGUUGUUGUAAGAAUAUUACUUUUAAGUCUUUGCCUGUUUGAUUGAAUACAAAGAUUUUCUUUU
Brassica napus (rape) is the source of this 2459-nucleotide messenger RNA. Its product is annotated as MLO-like protein 15. Gene Ontology annotation, cellular component: membrane. The coding region runs from base 775 to 2283 and encodes 502 amino acids. The transcript has 14 exons. Lineage: Eukaryota; Viridiplantae; Streptophyta; Magnoliopsida; Brassicales; Brassicaceae. Gene Ontology annotation, biological process: defense response. The record is from RefSeq and is a predicted model, not a curated record.